GCCCGGAGCCUCGGCCGCAUCAGCGCUCUCCCGCGCCACCGCCACCACCGCUGCGGCUCACGGCUACGCAGCUCGCUUCCUCCUCUCUCUCUCUCUCUCUCUCUCUCUCAUCUAGGUUUCCCUCGAGCACGCCCGAGGUCGCGCACCACUGACUCCGCAAGGGUUCGGCCCGAUCGCCGCUUCGUCCGUCCUCCCGCGGGGGUCCCCUCCCUCCGCCGCGAUGUCCGACCGGAGCUCUCCGGCGGCGCCGUCGUUCUUCCCAUUUGACCCGCAGCCCGAGGCCUGGGACGUCACCUUCAAGGUCAAAUAUGGUGACACACUUAAGAGGUUUUAUGGCUAUGUGAAUGGAACAAUUCUGGACAUAAAUUUACCUGCUCUACGGGCGAAGAUAGCCAGUGCCUUCAAGUUCGGUCCUGAUGCUGACUUCAUUCUGACUUACACUGAUGAGGAUGGUGAUGUUGUCAUGCUAGAUGAUGAUGACGACUUGCGUGAUGCGGCUCUGCAUCAGAAAUUAAAUCCUCUGAGGAUUAAUGUCCAAUUAAAGAGCAGUCACCCGACUGAACAACAAGACACAAAUUCUGCACCUGUGAAGCCCACUGCUCAGGAUCCACUAUCCCAGAUAAUAUCAGCUAUUGAAGCUAUGAAGCCAAUAUCUAGUACUUUGAGUUCCCCUGCUCAGGAAGAACGUCUGGCUCAAAUGAAAUCAGCUGUUGGUGAGGCUAUCAAGUCUAUCCCGGAGCCAGUUCCUGAUGCCCUUGCGAAACUUUCUCAUGAAGUACUUGAUGCAGUACCACCACCAUUAACUGAUCUGAUAAAACCUUUAUUACAAUUGAUAACACCAAGCAACAGCAGCAAUGGACCAUCUGUGCAUGCUGAUGGGUCAUCCAGUUCAUCCAGCGUGGUCACACAGACACAGAUGCCUGCCAAAGCUAAAGAUGAGCCCAAAGCUAGGGAAAGUUUUGGUUCACGAUCCGUGAAUGCACAGAAAUCUGAAUCAUCUGAGGCAAGAGGUCUUAGGAGCGUGUUAGGUGAGGCUGCUGCCCCUGCUCCUGCUCCUAAUGCUGGAACUUCUCAAGAUCAACAACCAUCGCUGUACCCAUCUGUUGAGGAGUUGCUGUUCCCCACUAAUUCAGUUGACAAAUCUGUUUGCAAGGGGAAUCAAAGUGAGGGCAAAUCUGUCAUAUCCUCUGCUAUGAAACCUGCCCCUCCUGUUCCUACUCUUGCCCCACCUCCACCACCUCCAUCCAUUUCUGAAUGGUUCCAGCCAAGAAGAUGCCAACCACAUCCAUGGCAGUCUGAAGCUAAUGCAAAAGCCAUUAGUGAUUCAAGAUGGCGCAUUCCAAUGUAUAAAGUGCCUCACGCACCACCCACACCACCUGCACCGUUGCAUCAUACACCUCCAGGCUAUGGACCUUCUCCACGUUUUCCUUAUCCAGGACGCCUCUUGUCUUCUGGGCAUCUAUAUGGUGAUCUUAGUAACAACACAGAGAACUCAGCACCACGCAGUCUCCAUAGGUGGAUUCAGUGUGAUGGUUGUGGAGUGCAACCAAUUGUUGGUCCACGUUACAAAUCUAAUGUGAAAGAAGAUUAUGAUUUGUGUGACUCCUGUUUCCAGCGCAUGGGCAAUGAGGUGGAGUACACCAAAAUAGACAAACCUAUUUUACCACACAGGUUAUUGAGAGACUCUCAUGCGUACCGAAAGGUGCACUCCCCACGGUUUCUGAUGAAGUCAAAACGGGACAAGCUCGAAAGUCGCUUCAUUUUGGAUGUAACUGUCCUGGAUGGAACACUGAUGGCACCUUCUACCCUGUUUACUAAGAUUUGGCGCAUGCAUAACAAUGGGUCUACCACAUGGCCGCUGGGCACACAGCUUAUCUGGGUUGGUGGAGAUCAGUUUGCAUUGCAGAUCUCUGUUCCUUUAGAGAUUCCAGUGAAUGGUUUUCCUGUGGAUAAGGAAAUUGAUAUUGCUGUUGAUUUUGUGGCACCUGCAAGGCCGGGGAGGUACAUAUCUUACUGGAGGUUGGCAUCGCCUUCUGGUCAGAAAUUUGGUCAGCGAGUUUGGGUUCAUAUCCAGGUGGAAGACCCUUCCAACGACAGUAACAGGAAUGCUGCUAUUAACUUGAAUCUGCCUCCAGAAAGCAACAGUACAAACACAAUUAAUUUAAUUGAUGUGAACAUGGAGGCUGCCGACACAGCCCUUAGUGCACAUGCCAAACGCACUAAAGAAGUCCAUUUCCAUCCAUUUGAAGCCUUGGAGCCUAAGAAACCUCAGCCUGCCCCAUGCGUUGAUCCCUCUGUGUCUGCAGCAGCUCCCGCAAACCCUACUGUUGAUGUUCCCAUGUCCAGUGCAACUGCUUCUGCUUUUGUGCCUUCUGUUAAUGUGCCUAUACCUGAAGUUGUUAUGCCGGCUGUACCUGCACCUGUUAAUGUGCCCAUCAUGCCUACACCUAUGCCUGUAAAUGUGCCUGCAUCAGCCCCUGUUUCUGCAUCUGCAGGCGCAGAUGCAGUGGCACCUGAGCCUUUUGACAUAGAUGGUCAUAAUGAGGAGAAGCUGCUGAGGGAGCUGGAGGAAAUGGGCUUCAGACAGAUCGAUCUGAACAAGGAAAUACUUAGGCAGAAUAAUUACAACAUGGAGCAGUCUGUUGAUGAUCUGUGUGGCGCCAACGAAUGGGAUCCACUCCUCGCAGAGCUGGAGGAGAUGGGCUUUGAUGAUACUGAGAUGAACAAGGAGCUUCUCGCGAAGAAUGGGGGAAGCAUCAAGCGAGCUGUGAUGGACCUCAUCGCCAGGGAGAAGAAGGACAAGUGAAGAUUGUGUGCUGGUGAGCACAUAGUUAUCUAGAUCUAAGUAUAUAUCCGUAAAGUUAUCUAGAUCUAAGUAUAUAUCCGUAAAUAAUGAGACAGCUGUACCGCUGUGGGGCUGCUCUAGAAUGUCUCAGAGCUUACUUAUGAACUGCUGGUGUGAUGCAACCUCUGUUAUAUUUGUCACGUGUGGUGCUUCUGGUGUCGUUGAACCCUAGCAAGUAUGUGCACGUGUGCGCUUCAGAAAAAGCAGUACCUUGACAGGUGAACUGCGUGUGUAACUAUCUGUAAUAUGCGAUCUUAUUAUGAUCUGUGGACCUAUGUUUGCAUAUAUUCAGUGUUUGCGCUCC
This is a messenger RNA of Phragmites australis (common reed), 3149 nucleotides long. Its product is annotated as protein JOKA2-like. Gene Ontology annotation, molecular function: zinc ion binding; protein binding. The coding region runs from base 221 to 2806 and encodes 861 amino acids. The transcript is spliced from 7 exons. The record is from RefSeq and is a predicted model, not a curated record. Lineage: Eukaryota; Viridiplantae; Streptophyta; Magnoliopsida; Poales; Poaceae.